UGUAACACAUGUCAUGUCAAACUUUGCAAACCGUGCAUGUCAAUCCAUGUACACCAGGGCCAUACGUCUCUGGUACAGUCUGGAUGCCAAGAUUCUCAGCGGCCCUUUACAACGUGUAAGACACACGAGGGUAACACAUGUGCUAUUCAAUGUGUACAAUGUGAGACUCCAGUUUGUAAUAAAUGCAUAAUUUCUGGGCGUCACAAGAAUCAUGAUUUUAUUGAACUGUCUGACCACAGUGAAGAUGUGAAAGAUAGCGAUGUUGUUGAGAUUGAAGAUACGAGUAGUACAGUAACUGAGAAUGGUGACCCUGUUCUUCUGUUAGAGGUAGAUACAAAUAACUCGGAUUUAGACCGCAUUGAAAUUUGUCAGCCAGAUAAAAUAUGGAUUUCUGUCCUGUAUGAAAGCACCAUUUCGUGCAUGGUCUUUUCUGGUGCUGUGAAAGACAGUGUAAACGUCACUUCCGGUGAAUAUCCAUCCGAUAUAGCUGCAAAUGGCGAAAAAGAUCUCUAUGUGUGUGAUUGGAAAGACAAAACAGUUAGCAAGUACAAUAUGGAUGAUAAAACAUUAGACAUUGUCAUCAGAUUGCAGGAAUGGAUACCACGUGCCAUUUGUGGGAAGGAUUCGGGAGAUUUAUUGGUAUGCAUGACUAACAGUCAUCUUAACCAAUGCAAAGUGAUCCAGUACGAUGUCAGGUCUAUAAAAAAAGAGAUUCAGUAUGAUGAACAAGGAGAAGACUUGUUUUCUUUCCAGGGCGGGUAUAUCUUCAUGACGGAAAAUGGAAAUGGGGAUAUUUGUGUAUCACUGACGGCACACAGGUCGUUGGUGGUGGUGAACCGUGCCGGGGAGUUCCGAUUUAGUUACCGUGGAACCCACGACACCCGGAAAGAUGGGGAGUUUUCACCACAGGGUGUAGCAACAGACCAACUUUGUCAAAUUUUGAUAGCAGACUCAGAGAUUCACUGCAUUCAUAUUGUUGACAUAGAUGGACAUUUUGUCACAUAUAUUGAUAACAUCUCCCUCAUGGAUCCAAGAGAUAUCGCAGUGAAUUCCUUAAACGGCAAUUUGUACGUGUGCGAAUUCAGUACUGGUAAAAUCAAGAUAAUUAAAUAUUUGACAUAGAGG
Molecule: messenger RNA, 1125 nt
Organism: Saccostrea echinata
Lineage: Eukaryota; Metazoa; Mollusca; Bivalvia; Ostreida; Ostreidae
Product: tripartite motif-containing protein 2-like
Exons: 1
Molecular function (GO): zinc ion binding
Source: RefSeq, a predicted model, not a curated record